CGCUGGUAACGGCCUGUGUUCCUCCCCCAUUAUCAAGCGCUCAUAGUCAGCAUUCCAUGGCCGCCCCCUCCUUCCUCGGCUAGCUCUGCAGCUGCGCCGUUGCCCGCCAUGAAUUUCAAAUUCUCCAACCUGCUGGGCGCCCCAUACCGGGGUGGCAACGUGCUGCUGGCUGGGGACAAGCAGCUGCUGACGCCCGUCGGCAACCGCGUCAGCCUGGUGGACCUCGCCACCUCGGACACGGUGACGCUGCCCUUUGAGCAGGCCCACAACAUCACCCGCAUCGCGCUGUCCCCUAACGGCGUCCUCCUGCUCAGUGUGGACGAGCAGGGGCGGUGCAUCUUAGCCAAUCUGCCACGCAGGAUAGUGCUGCACCACCUCAGCUUCAAGGCCCCCGUGGCCGCCAUUAAGUUCAGUCCCGACGGGCAGCUCAUUGCAGCGGCGGUGGGCAAGAAGGUGGAGGUGUGGCGCACCCCGGGGCUGGGCAAGGAGUUCGCGCCCUUCCAGCACGUGCACUCGUUCACGGGCGCGCAUGACCAGGUCACCUGCGUCGAUUGGAGCCCGGACUCGCGUUCAGUGCUGGCCGGGUGCAAGGAUCUCACGGUGCGGGUAUAUGGACUCGACAGGGAUGCAGUGCAUGGGUACAAGCCGUUCACUUUGACGGGCCAUCGGGACGUGCUGGUGGGGGUAUUCUGGAUCAGGGAUGCGGAGGGUGCGGCAACAGGGGCGUACUCUGUCUCGCGCGAUGGGGCGCUGUUUGAGUGGCGGCUGGAGCCUGCGCAGGAAGAGGCUGGGCCGAGCAAGCAGGACGGAGACAUGGACGAGGACGAAGCGGAGGCUUCGAACAGGGGUGCGGAGAACGGCCACUCCGCAGAGGACGCUCCUUCGACCACCGGGCGAGAAGCGGAACCGUGGCGGUCGCGGCAACGACCGCGGGGCCGGGGCAGCUGGCGGCUGGAGGGCAAGCAUUUCUUCCACCAGGCGGCCAAGCUGACGUGCGCCGACUACCACCCGGGGUUGAAUCUGCUCGUGGCGGGGUUCAGCAGCGGGGUGUUUGGGCUGUACCAGCUCCCCGAUUUUGCGGCGCUGCACCUGCUGAGCGUGAGCAAGGAGGCGCUGACGAGUGUGGCGUUCAGCAGCAAUGGGGAGUGGCUGGGGCUGGGGUGCGCCAAGCUCGGGCAGCUGCUGGUGUGGGAGUGGCGCAGCGAGACAUACGUGCUCAAGCAGCAGGGACACUACUACGACGUCAACACGCUGGCGUAUGCGGGGGACGGGCAGCUGAUCGCGACGGGCGCGGAUGACGCCAAGCUCAAGAUCUGGAAUGCGGGUUCGGGCUUCUGCUUCGUGACCUUCACAGAGCACAAGAUGCCCAUCACUGCGGUCGCUUUUGCCCCCAGCGGCCAUGCCGUCCUGAGCGCCUCGCUGGAUGGGACAGUGCGCGCCUUCGACCUGGUGCGCUACCGCAACUUCCGCACCUUCACCUCCCCCUCCCCCGCGCAAUUCGUGAGCCUGGCCGUGGAUAACAGCGGGGAAGUCGUCGUGGCAGGCUCCCUCGAUACCUUCCAGCUCUUCGUGUGGUCCAUGAAGACGGGCCGGCUCCUCGACGUCCUGAGUGGCCACGAGGGCCCCAUCUACGGCCUCUCCUUCAGCCCCACACACGAGCUGCUGGCGUCUGCGUCGUGGGACGGCACGGUGCGGUUGUGGAACGUGUUCUCGGGGAAGGGCGGCACCGAGGUGCUGCAGCACAACCGCGACGUGCUGGCGCUGGCAUACCGCCCCGACGGCAAGCAGCUCGCCGCGUGCACGCUCGACGCGCAGAUCGCAUUCUGGGACCCCUUCGAGGGCGUCCAGACGGGCACCAUUGAAGGCCGGCGCGACAUUGCCGGGGGGCGCCUCGCGACGGACCGUCAGACCGCAGCCAGCUCCGCGGCGGGCAAGUGCUUCCACACGCUGGCGUACUCGGCGGACGGGGCGUACCUGGUGGCGGGGGGGAACAGCAAGUUUGUGUGCAUGUACGACGUCGCCGAGAAGGUGAUGCUGCGGCGGUUCCAGGUGAGCGUGAACGUGUCGCUGGACGGCGUGCUGGACUUCCUCAACAGCAAGCGCAUGACGGACGCGGGCCCCGUGGACCUCAUCGCUGACAGCGACGACGAGCCCGACAGCUUGGCAAUCGUGCAAGCCGACCCCGGGCAGGGCCUCCCGGGGGCCGGGGCGCGCACGCGGCGGCCCGCGAUCCGGACCAAGUGCCUCCGCAUCUCGCCGACGGGGCAGGCGUGGGCGGCAGCGACAACCGAGGGCGUGCUGGUCUACAGCCUGGACCAGGGGGCGGUCUUCGACCCCAGCGACCUCGACAUGGACGUCACACCGCAGGCAGUGGAGGCGGCGCUGCAUUCACGUGCAUGGCUGCGAGCCCUCCUGCUCGCGCUGCGGCUGAGCGAGGCCGCGCUGGUGCGGCGCUGCGUGGAGGCGGUGCCGCCCGAGCAGGUGGGCCCCAUCGUGCGCGGCGUGCCGGCCCACUAUCUGCCCGCACUAGUUGCAGCGCUGGCGGACUACGUCGGGACGUCGCCCCAUACCGAGUUCCUGCUCAAGUGGUGUCAGGGGGUGUGCGUGUUCCAUGGGCGGGCCUUGCAGGCCCAGUCCCGGUCGUUACUGCCUGCUUUCCGAUCCCUUCUGAAAGGCCUCUCCAUGCUGCACGAGUACCUGGGAAAGUCGGCUGCGGACAAUGAAUACACGCUCUCGUACCUGACAUCAGUGAAGAGAGCAAAAACGGAAGUAUCGGGGCAAGCGUAGGCCAGCCAGCAUGCUUGGGUGCACAACCUGAGGGUCACGUGUGGCUCGGCAGUGGACCAUUCAAUAGAGCGGUGGACUGAUGGACACACGUUUAUUGACCAUAUGUGUUCAUCAAUUUCAAACGUACUUGCUCGAGUGUACAUGGUG
This is a messenger RNA of Klebsormidium nitens, 2934 nucleotides long. NCBI's taxonomy places the organism in Eukaryota, Viridiplantae, Streptophyta, Klebsormidiophyceae, Klebsormidiales, Klebsormidiaceae. The record is from the annotation of a GenBank genome assembly.